Trichophyton rubrum CBS 118892 is the source of this 843-nucleotide messenger RNA. RefSeq lists its product as uncharacterized. The record is from RefSeq and is a predicted model, not a curated record. Bases 1 to 843 code for a protein of 280 amino acids. Lineage: Eukaryota; Fungi; Ascomycota; Eurotiomycetes; Onygenales; Arthrodermataceae. The transcript is spliced from 4 exons.
AUGGGAAGCGUCACCGGCCCAACGCGCUCUCUACGGAGCAACACAAACCUUCCAGCCGAAGAACCGUCUGCUCAGAAGUUGUUCAACAACAUUCGAAAUGAGAUUUUAAACACAAACCACUCUACUGAUCUGACUUUCCAAAAUAUUUCUCCUGCUGCCGGAUUCCAAAUUGCAACAUCAUUUUCAGAGGAUCCCGAGAUUGAGAGGGCCCUUCCUCGCAUUUCGUAUAACCCUUUAACUAAAGUCCUGACUGCUCGAGUUAUGCCGACUACAGUCCAUGACUGCCACCAAGAGUGGCUUUCAAACGAGCUGCUCGAUAUGGUUAUGGCUGGAUUCUUGACGGUAGCAGAAAGAAAGAAACUGAAACUCCGCGUUGGAACGACUUUUACUGGUUUUGCGGCACCAUAUACCUCCGCUGUAAAAGAGCCUGAUACGUGUAUCCUUCCGGACGCAUUGCCUCUACCAACUGUUGCUGUCGAGUCAGGCUGGUCAGAGUCUUGGCCUCGGUUGGAGGCUGAUAAGGAUCUUUGGCUUGUCGGAGGCACAGCUGUUGAGCUAGUGUUGUUAAUUCGAUGGACCAAGAUAAGUAAUGGCCGUGUAAAAGGAAAUUUGCACGUUCAUGGAAGGGAUCUCGCCGGGAAUGUUGUCUUAUUACAGACUGAGGAAAUCUUUCCUGCACCAGCAAAUAAUACAAACCAGGUGAUUCCCAUAUCAAGAAGGCAACUCUUUGGCAGUUGCAUCUUUCCCAAUAGAAACCCGGCAGAUACAUAUAAUCUCUCUAUUACGAACUUGCGCGAAACGGCAGACGAGUCUAUUAGGUUUAUGGGUUUUACUCCAGGCUAG